This is a messenger RNA of Exserohilum turcica Et28A, 931 nucleotides long. RefSeq lists its product as uncharacterized. NCBI's taxonomy places the organism in Eukaryota, Fungi, Ascomycota, Dothideomycetes, Pleosporales, Pleosporaceae. The transcript is spliced from 2 exons. The record is from RefSeq and is a predicted model, not a curated record. Bases 1 to 663 code for a protein of 220 amino acids.
AUGUAUGAAACGGACGCCGCCCCCAACUGCGCCAUCUGCAAUGCGCCUCCCUACCCCGAAUGCUCCUGCGAGUCGGAGCGCCUGCAAAUUGCCGUCAAGCAGGCCGAGCAGCGUGCCAUGGACGACCGCCUGGCCGAGAUACGAGACUGGGUCAUCAACCAUGCGCGCCGCCAUAUCCUGAAUGCCUUUGAGCGCUUGACGUCAACUCGCAAGCAGGCACACAUGACAUACCUCUCCUCUCUCCCACACUACGAAAUUUACAUGCGCUACUCGGGUCAUCCGCCACUGCACCCCAUGUACAUCGCGACGCUCCAGCAACAGAUUUCCGAGGCCCACGCAGAUCUCAAGCGCGGCAUCGACGCCGACUGGAGAGCAUCGGUUCUUCGCUACCCAGAAGUCCUGGAUUACUUCUACAGCCUCGUUGACCUCAGGCUGCCAGAUGACAAUUCCCGACAGGUGGUGGAGCCGCCUUUUGCCGCUGCAGGCUACACAGAUGUAGGUUAUGGCGUCAAGGAAAAGAAGAAGAAGCGGCGAGACAGAGAAGGCUCCGUGGCACAUGGAAGCAUGGCAGUCAACAGAGUAGCGCAUGGACCGCCCCCAGCUCCAGCACCGCCAGGCCAACACGUGGGAUUCCCUCGCGGGUCUGGACAGUUCCAAUACUAGGUUUGCAUCAUACAGAGACGUUGCACAUGCAGAAAAGCCUGGAAGAAUGUCUCAGCAUCAUGAUAAGGUUGUCUGUAAGCGUCACUGCUCGACUGCGGUGGCAUGGAAUGAGUUGCGACUGGACGCAUGUCUUCAUCCUCUAUGGACACGUCCAGGAAUCAGCAUAGCGAGGAGUACUUCUUUUUGGGUUUCCUAUGUCGCACUGUAACCAGGAUGAGAAACUGUAAACAUUAGAAACUUGAGUAAAUCAGAAUUUGAUAAUUUCAAC